Messenger RNA from Closterium sp. NIES-65, 1367 nucleotides. NCBI's taxonomy places the organism in Eukaryota, Viridiplantae, Streptophyta, Zygnematophyceae, Desmidiales, Closteriaceae. The record is from the annotation of a GenBank genome assembly.
GGCCAAGAAUCUGUCAUAUCCAGAAUCCGUCAUAUCCAGAAUCCGACAUAUCCAGAAUCACUAAUGCCGAAUAUCCCGAAGCAUGGCGGAGUUGGUCACAAGACGCAGCUGCUGCGGGUGCUGGAAGGGGUGGACAGAAAAAAGAGUCGGCUGCAGUGGAGAUGCGCGGGAAAGAAGGGCGAGUAGCACUGGAAGGGAAAGGAGCUUAUUCACCUGACCAUUAUCUGUGCGUCCUCCUCGCUCGCACCUCUUCCACUGCUGCCCCCCGUCGCACACCUUCGGAUGCCGCGCGACUCGAAAGCCUCGCUGCUCAUGAUGGCAACGCUGUCAUUCCCUCCCUCACUCUCACGGCAGGAGGACACGGUGCUGCUGCGCCACGCGCUGCAGUGCGGCACGAAGCAGUGGGGCGAGCUGGGGAGGAGCGGUCAGCUCAAGAGGAGCAACAAGUCAUGCUGAAGUUCACUCAGCAAUUUCGCGAGAGCUUCCUGAGAAAUCACCUGGGAGGCGCCGCGUUCCUCCAGGACGUUUCACUGGACGGAAACAGUCUGCCGUUUUUCUGUCAAGAUUUCCAGCAGCAGCAGCAGGAGGGCGCGGGUUCAGCUGCCCUGGCGUUCGGAGGGCUGUCGUAUGAGGAGUGCACGGCCGUCUUCUUUGCCCCCAACGCACGCUGCUACCGCCAACCAGCCUCACUCAACCUCUCUUCUGUGACCAGCUCUCCUCCUCAUUCCCAAGCCGCCAGCGUCUGUGCUACUGCGGCUGCUUCUAUUGCCGAUUUUCCAGUAUCCCAUGAAGCUUCCCCCGUUGCUGCUGCCUCCAAUUUUGCCGCUCGGCGUCGUGCGCUAAAGCGUCCAAGGGGCGACUCGCCCACGCUGGGGGCACAGCCAGCGCUGCUCGGUGGACGCGAGAGCUGGUUCGUGCCAAGGGGAUUCGUGCAAGGCGGAGUUUUGCGAGGCGGGGUGGUGUGUGGCACGGAGCACGGGCAUCAGCCAGUGGCAGAGCAGUUCCAGCAGCAGGGGGCGAGCAGCCUCAUGCAGCAGGCAGCUGACGAAGCCCUGCUGGAGGCGCUGCUACAGGAGGAGCAUCGGCAGCAGCAGCAAGGAGGAGCGAGGAGCAGGGCGCAGCGGAUGUUGUGGCCGCGCGUUGGGUCGGAGAGUGCCCUUCCAGAUGACGUGCUGCUGGGGUGCAACAGCGACGACCCCGCCUUCAUCCAGCGCUCUGCUCUAUCUGCUCCUCUGCCCACCCAGCCACACGCAGCGCUGCCAGCGCCAAUGCGGCCCCAGCUCGCUGCUCUGCCUGCCUCUGCUCCCUGCAUUGGCGAUUUCGCAGAGCAGCCAGUGGAGUGGCUCCGCGUUGGGCUAGAAGGCUAG